Messenger RNA from Danio aesculapii, 1166 nucleotides. Its product is annotated as gastrula zinc finger protein XlCGF8.2DB-like. Lineage: Eukaryota; Metazoa; Chordata; Actinopteri; Cypriniformes; Danionidae. The coding region runs from base 2 to 922 and encodes 306 amino acids. Gene Ontology annotation, cellular component: nucleus. The transcript has a single exon. Gene Ontology annotation, molecular function: DNA-binding transcription factor activity, RNA polymerase II-specific; RNA polymerase II cis-regulatory region sequence-specific DNA binding. The record is from RefSeq and is a predicted model, not a curated record. Gene Ontology annotation, biological process: regulation of transcription by RNA polymerase II; central nervous system development.
GAUGGUGAAGGAGGAGAGUGAGGAACUGAGUGAAGACGAGGAGAAACAUCAUGUCAAAACUGACCUUGAAACUCACUCAAAGACUGAGCAUAGUAUUAUAAUGGAAACGACAGCUGAAAGUGGCUUGACUUGCACUCAGUGUGGAAAGAGUUUCACCCAAAAAUUUGAUCUCAAGCUUCACAUGAUGAUCCACGAUGGAGAGAAACCGUUCACAUGUACUCUCUGUGGGAUGAGUUUCAAGCUCAAAAAUCAUUUCAACCGUCACAUGAUGAUCCACACUGGAGAAAAACAAUUCACAUGUGCUCAGUGUGGGAAGAGUUUCACACAAUCGACACAUCUUAAUCGACACGUGAGGGGUCACACUAGAGGAAAACCCUUCGCAUGUUCUCAGUGUGGGAAGAGAUUCACACGACCGAUACAUCUUCAUGAACACAUGCUGAUCCACACCGGAGAAAAACGAUUCGCGUGUACUCAGUGUGGGAAGAGUUUCAUGCAACCGACACAUCUUAAUCAACACAUGCUGAUCCACACCGGAGAGAAAAAACAUCAAUGUGAUCAAUGCGGCGUGUCAUUUUUGAGGCUCUCUGAGCUGAAGAGACAUCUUAAAGUUCAUACGAAGGAGAAGCCGUAUUCCUGUUCUGAGUGUGGAAAGAGUUUUACAAGACAGUCGAGUUUAAAACUCCAUCAGAAGAUCCACAGUGGUGUUAAAGAGCAUGUGUGCUUCGAGUGUGGGAAGACUUGUAUUCAAGUUGGAGACUUGAAACGACACCAGAUGACCCACACUGGAGAGAAAAAACACAAGUGUGAUCAGUGCGGCAAAACAUUUGCAGUUCCUUCAGAGCUGAGGAGACAUCUUAAAGUUCAUGCAAAGGGGAAGCCUUAUUCUGUAAGAAAGAGUUCACGUCAACAAAAUCCUUCCUGAACUCUCGCCUCUGUAUUCACAAGCUUCAGAUAUCCGAGGUAAACGUGAGUAUGUAUGUAGAUGAGCGCUAACUAAUCGAAUUAUUAAAAUGGUUAUGUAUAAAUGCAAAUAAUAACAUCAGUUUAUUUAAAUUCUAACUAAUAUAUAGCCUAAAUUAACAUUCGACAUAUACUAUUUUUUUAUUUAUUCUUAUUUAUUAUUGAUUUAUUCAUUAUUCUGUCAUUUAUUUUCAUUGUAAAAUGAU